UAAAGUUUGCUGAAAGAGAAAUGGAAACGGCUGCACAAACAGACAUCCCAAUUAAAUGGGAUUUCAGUUGCGACUUGGACGUAGAUUACGAGUCCGAGGAAAAUGCUUGCAUGGUGUAUUCAGCUUUAGCAGUUGAUAAGGAGUUGCAGCCAGACAAAGUGAAAAGACAGAUGACAGUCUCUGAUGGGAAGCUUUCAGUGCACUUUGAGGCAGUUGAAGCAAGAUUUCUUCGUGCAUCAUAUACUGCUUUCGUUGAUGUUCUUAAACUCGUGACCAAGACUGUCGAAGAAUUUGGUAAAGGAAUGGAGUUGUAACAUAUUGAAAUAUAUAAUUGAGUAAAUGUUAUGGUUCAUAAAAUGAUAAUUGAUAUUCUUAUUAGUAUAUUGUAUG
Messenger RNA from Olea europaea var. sylvestris, 390 nucleotides. RefSeq lists its product as uncharacterized. Bases 21 to 314 code for a protein of 97 amino acids. NCBI's taxonomy places the organism in Eukaryota, Viridiplantae, Streptophyta, Magnoliopsida, Lamiales, Oleaceae. Gene Ontology annotation, cellular component: EKC/KEOPS complex. The record is from RefSeq and is a predicted model, not a curated record. The transcript is spliced from 4 exons.